AAGUUCAUUUGUUUUCCGCCGAUAUCGGCAAGCCUCCUUGUUCUGCUCGCGCCAGUCGCAAUUGUGUUACGACCGGACGACCAUACCGCGGCGAACAUAUAGAAAAGCAAAAAGCGAGGGCGCAACGCAUCCGGAAACAACGCAUCCGGAAACGACGACGGCGAUAAUACCACCGCCACCACCAUCGCAACCACCACCGUUGACGGAGCAACAAACAACGACGACGGCGAUGGUACCAUCGCCACCACUGUCGCAAUCACCACCGCCAACGGGGCAACAAACAACGACGACGACGGUGACGAUACCACCGUCGACGGGGCAACAAACAACGGAUCAUCCACCGUCACGGGAUGCAGGAAAAGGAAGAGGAAGAGGAAGAGGGGCGCCCGUAUCGCAUAAACAAGUGAAAAAUAUCAUUCGUCGCGCGCUGCAAGUGGAGAGAAGGAGAAUGGGGUAUACACUACCCCUACCACCGCCGCCUCCCACACCGUAUGCACCGUACGCGUCGCCGCCGUCCACACCGUAUGCACCGUACCCAUAUCCAUACAGAUAUUAAAAAUUAUCUUUAAAAAUAUGCCUUCUCCAUUCCAUUCUAUAUAAUAAAUAUAUAAAAAAUA
Ooceraea biroi (clonal raider ant) is the source of this 617-nucleotide messenger RNA. RefSeq names its product formin-like protein 14. NCBI's taxonomy places the organism in Eukaryota, Metazoa, Arthropoda, Insecta, Hymenoptera, Formicidae. The record is from RefSeq and is a predicted model, not a curated record.